Lingula anatina is the source of this 4314-nucleotide messenger RNA. Its product is annotated as protein couch potato. The record is from RefSeq and is a predicted model, not a curated record. Gene Ontology annotation, molecular function: RNA binding. Lineage: Eukaryota; Metazoa; Brachiopoda; Lingulata; Lingulida; Lingulidae.
UAAUGAUGUUUUAAUAAAGUCUAUUUGCUGCAGUAGUUCCAGGCGGCAUUUCACUCUUCCACCCCCUGCGAGAAUCUUUUCGGCGAUUGUCGGGGGCAGGGGUCAAGAGAGAUGAAUGACGGGUAAGUCACGUGACACCAGUGUGCAAAGUUCAAGCAUUAGAAUAACAACACUGUGGCUUGGAAGCAGUCGCGGAUUUUCCUUUCGCGUGAAUACAAGUGGUCUUUCCCUCGGAUCAGACACUUAGUUAAACGAAUGGCGUUGCUGCAUGUAGAUACUGGUAAUUAAAACUCCUGUCACUCCACGUAUUUCUGCACCAACAGCCAAGGCACCUUAGCAGCGGCACUGCACUACACCGGCAACCAAGCACGCGCUACGGAAUCCCCUCUUCUCACGAGGCGUUUCUGUUGACUAAGAAGAUAAUUUGUGUUCCAAGUCAAAGGUUCUGAAUGAGAGAGACAUCUUCAGAGAUGACAGCACAUAACAGUAUUGGUCUCGGCACCGAGACUUCCAUGGCACUCAGUCAGAGCAUGGAUUCAGUAAACACUGUACCUGAAGAAGAGGUGCGGACAUUAUUUGUAAGUGGACUACCAAUGGACGCCAAGCCCAGGGAAUUGUAUUUGUUAUUCAGAGCUUAUAAGGGGUAUGAAUCUUCUCUAUUAAAAAUAAUGGCCAAGGGUAACCUCAAAAACAAUGCUCCUGUAGGCUUUGUGACCUUCACGUCAAGAGUGGCUGCCGAAACAGCUAAACAAGACUUGCAGGGCGUAAGGUUCGAUCCUGAUCUCCCCCAGACUCUAAGGUUAGAGUUUGCCAAGAGUAACACCAAGGUGACCAAGCCCAAGCAACAAUCACCGCAACCUGCAGCCACGCACCCAACUAUAAUCCAUCCUCUAACUGGACAAGAAUUAGGUGCUGCGUUUUUACCAGGUGCGGAAGCAUGGGCGGCACAUCCUCUUGUAACAGCAGCUUACGAAUUGCCAACCGCGGCUUCGAUUCAUCAUCCUACUCUCAUUCAGCAUCCCUCAUUUGCCACACAAGUCAGCAAUUCAUAUUAUCAGACUCCACUACUGGCUCACCACGUGAUGACUCCGUCAGCAAUACCCCAUCCUCAUCUCGCUACCAGCCCAGUAUUGGGGAGCCCCGUCAGUAACGGGAAUGCUUCCCCGAACGCACCUUGUUCCACACUGUUUGUGGCUAACCUCGGACAAUUCUGCUCAGAACAGGAGCUGAAAGAAUUAUUUCAAAAUUUCCAUGGCUACUGUAGACUAAGGAUGCAUAAUAAAGGAGGUUCUCCGGUAGCAUUUGUUGAAUAUCAGGAUAUUGCCACGGCAACAAGAGCCAUGGCAGCCCUUCAGGGGGCAGUACUGUUCUCCUCAGAGCGAGGUGGCAUUCGCAUUGAAUAUGCAAGAAAUAAGAUGGGGGAGGUGAGUGAUCUUCUCAACAGCAAUGAGCCCUCUCUGAAGGUUUUGCAGGAUGGCCAGCACCUGUCUGCAAGACAUCCAAGUCCUUUUUAUGUUCAAUACUAGUUUGACUGUACUAGUACAAAAAAAUUCAAAGCAAUCACAAUUGUUAGAUAUAUUUUUAAUGAAAAAGAAAGAUGGAGAAAAUGGUGCUUUUUAUUACUGUACUAAAUCAAAAUCCUCUACUGACUCAAAAGGGGUCUUUGAAGGUUUUUUCUUUAAGGCAUGUUUGUGCCUUUAAGGGGAAUCCGCGAACAUUUUUUCUGCUUUUCGUUAUUUUAAUGCCAUUUGGAAAACUGCAGACAAUAAUCUGAAAAUCUACCUCACUUUCAAUUGGCAAAAUCAAGAGAAAGAAAAAACACAAAAAUGAAAUUUAUCUAGAAUCCAUUCUUAUGAUUUAGAAAAUCGUACAAUUAUCUGUUUUUGAUUUGGAUGCGAAGAGAUCAUCUUAAUGAAAAGUAGACCUUGUUCUUUUGACAGGGUAACCAAAAUGGCUCCCUUUCUCCAGGGUCGGAAGACGAGUAUCAGCAAUGAUGCAGGUUUCCAUGACAACUGAUAUUAAUACAGCAAUAAUAAGCUACAAUAUUUCUCAAUCUUGGAAUAGUUAAAUUAUUAUAAUUAUUAUUAUAAACAUUAUUAUUGGUGUUACUAUCAUGAGAAUUAUCAUGGUAAUUGUUCAGAUGUAUGGCAAGCAAGUCCUUGCCUGGAAGUGUAACUUCCUACAGUGGUUAAUGGUGAAGGUAGAACAUAAUCACUUAAGAUCUAUAGCUGUAGUGUAGUUUUUGUCCAUUCAUAUUUGAACUGUAGCAUAUCAGAUUCUAAUUCUAUAAUGGUACAUAUCUGUCGUCUUUUGAUGUGCUGUUAUCUGGCGGGUAGAGAUAUCGACGCUCCGUCCAUAGACUAAGGGGAGUCACCAUCUUUUACCUAUACUUUUGCAGCUUUGUUACUGAGUUAUAUUUCUUGGUGUAUAUUAUGAAUGACCUCUGAGAUUGUCUAUGUAUUAAGUAGUUGUUUACAAUGUUGUAUAGUAAGAAGCAAUGUCCCAUGACAAGGAGGCGUUACGUUUGCAUGACUACGCAGAUAUACUCAAGACGUUAUGUUGUUGACAAUCCAUAUUCUUGCCAGAAUGUUUUCUAUAGUGUGGAUCCCAAAAUUUGCUUUAAAAAAGAGCAAGAGAUCAAUUGUUUUGCUGUGUUAUAUUUUAUUAUUUCCCAUGAUGUAGCGGAAGAAACUGUUUUCUUUGUUGUUUGUAUUUUACAGUUUCAGCAGCUUAUUUAUUAAUUAGCUGAGUGGUGAGAAAUCUUACAUACUUACAAACGAACAAACACUUUUGUGGAGGAACGGCAAAUAUUUUGAACAAUUUUUUAUUAUUAAGUACUUGCAAGAUUUUUUUCAUAUUGUUCCACAACAAUGUUGUCGUAAGUGUAGUGUCUGUAUUGUGUAUUGCGGUAGUGAAAAGCGUUCGUUUUUUUAUUUUAAAGGAAAGGAAGCAUGAACAAUAAAUUGAGUGAUUUUGCAAAUGCAGAAGAGAAACAAACAUUCCAUUCCUGUCAGAAGUAUUAUAUGUGGUUCGUAUAACAUCAAGCAAUAUGCAAAAUUUAACGAUUCUUUAAUGAUGGAGAAUUUUUUCAUUUAAUUUUACUUGUAAAUGGCACUUGCAUGUACAGAAUUUCUUUUGCCACGACAAUCUCGUUAUGAACUUGGGACAAAACGUACACGUAGAGCGAUCAGAAAAAAACAAUCAAUAGUUGCGUCGGACUUGCUCCGUUUUAAAAUCGCAGGGUGUCUAUGAACUGACAAUGAACAACGAAAUCACAAAUGUUAAAAUAUUAUUACGAUACUGACGUCAUGGUUUCUUUGAGUAAAAUAGUAUUAUUAUUAUUAAUCAAGUUGGUUUUGAUUUGCAUAGUAGAAGGCUUACAAGGGUUACUCAAACCUUUAGUCUGGGGCAUUUUUUGUUGUUGUUAAUCUUGGUUUUAAUGUAUUCUGAUAUGCCAUUCUCCUAUGCAUCGUACUACUUCAUGAAUUUGAAUAUAUCAUGACUGUUAUUAUAAGAUUGAUUACAGAUACUGUUGGUUGUACUCGGAUAUUCAGGCGUGUGAUGUAGAAUACGACGGCAUGUAGUCAGUGUGCUGGUCAUUUAGAAGAUUGACGGUCUCUGCAUGUUUUUGAAGAGAGCUGUUAAAUAAUCAAGACAACAGAUUUUGAUUUUUGUUAACAGCAGUUGGUUCUGUUUAAAGAAUUUUCCUUUGGUGCAGAGAAAUACUCAGAUGUCAAGUUUUAGCACAACUCGAGUAGAAGCAAGACCUGGCGGUCCUCGUGCGUGACGCAGCGUUUCUCUUUGCCCGCGCGCGGGUAUCUAUCUUGCCAAGGAGUGGACUAUCGUCUGCUCAGGGUCCUGAUGGUGAAACUGUUUCUACCAUCGUUAUAAAGCAUCCAUAUUUUCAUUGUCUGACAGUGCUCCGCCACUUUGUGUAUAUAGACAGGUCUAUCGCACUUGUUGUGUCACACACCGACAUCUUAGAACAGAAAAUUCACUAGUUGGAUUUGUAUUGCACAAAUAUAGAGACUGUAUAUAUAUAUAAUUCAGAUGUAAGAAAUUACGACUUUAUUAACAAUGACUGAAGUGUGGAAUAUAUAAUUUACGGGGAUAUAAUAUUAAAUUUAAAAUAUACGUAAAAUUAAGCCGCCGGGAUGUACAUAUUCAAAGGGAUCCGAGCGCUGUGGGCACUGAAAGCAUGGAUGUUAUUCUACCUAAGGAGCAUUACUUGUUUUAUUAUUAUUAUCAUCAUUAUUAGAUGUAGACAAAUGGGAUUUUUACCCUUCUUUGUAACAAUAAACUGUCAUCAAACAA